Pogoniulus pusillus (Red-fronted tinkerbird) is the source of this 3648-nucleotide messenger RNA. It is a transcript of the gene ARIH1, whose product is annotated as ariadne RBR E3 ubiquitin protein ligase 1. Gene Ontology annotation, molecular function: ubiquitin conjugating enzyme binding; ubiquitin protein ligase activity; zinc ion binding. Gene Ontology annotation, cellular component: ubiquitin ligase complex; cytoplasm; nucleus. The record is from RefSeq and is a predicted model, not a curated record. Gene Ontology annotation, biological process: ubiquitin-dependent protein catabolic process; protein polyubiquitination; positive regulation of proteasomal ubiquitin-dependent protein catabolic process. Bases 64 to 1731 code for a protein of 555 amino acids. The transcript is spliced from 14 exons. Lineage: Eukaryota; Metazoa; Chordata; Aves; Piciformes; Lybiidae.
GGUGGGGUGGGGUAGGGGGGGCGGCGCCGCGGGAGCCGCCGCCGUUCCUUCAGCGCCCUCGCCAUGGACUCGGACGAGGGUUACAACUACGAGUUCGACGAGGACGAGGAGUGCAGCGAGGACAGCGGCGCGGAGGAGGACGAGGAGGACGAGGAGGAGGACGAGCCCGACGAUAACCUGGACCUGGGCGAAGUAGAGCUGGUGGAGCCCGGGCUGCGCGUCGGCGGAGAGCGCGACGGGCUGCUAGGCAGUGACACGGGAGGGCUGGGCCCCGGCGGCGGCGGUGGCGGAGGCGGCCUAGGCGGCGGCCCGGGCCCCGGAGGCGGCGGCGGCCCCGACCAGGAGGAGGAUUAUCGCUACGAAGUGCUGACGGCGGAGCAGAUUCUGCAGCACAUGGUGGAGUGCAUCCGGGAGGUCAACGAGGUGAUCCAGAAUCCAGCGACCAUCACUCGAAUACUGCUCAGCCAUUUCAACUGGGACAAAGAGAAGCUGAUGGAGAGGUACUUCGAUGGCAACCUGGAGAAGCUCUUUGCAGAGUGCCAUGUCAUCAACCCCAGCAAGAAGUCUCGGACGCGCCAGAUGAACACCAGGUCGUCUGCCCAGGACAUGCCUUGUCAGAUCUGCUAUCUCAACUACCCAAACUCGUACUUCACUGGCCUGGAGUGUGGACACAAGUUCUGCAUGCAGUGCUGGAGUGAAUAUUUAACUACCAAAAUAAUGGAGGAAGGCAUGGGACAGACCAUCUCAUGCCCUGCUCAUGGCUGUGAUAUCUUAGUCGAUGACAAUACAGUUAUGCGUCUGAUCACAGAUUCCAAGGUUAAAUUAAAGUACCAGCAUUUAAUAACCAAUAGUUUUGUAGAGUGUAAUCGACUGCUGAAGUGGUGUCCUGCCCCAGACUGCCACCACGUCGUCAAAGUGCAGUACCCUGACGCCAAACCUGUGCGCUGCAAGUGCGGGCGGCAGUUCUGCUUUAACUGCGGUGAGAACUGGCAUGAUCCUGUGAAGUGCAAGUGGUUGAAGAAGUGGAUUAAGAAGUGUGAUGACGACAGUGAAACUUCUAAUUGGAUUGCAGCCAACACAAAGGAGUGCCCCAAAUGCCACGUCACCAUCGAGAAGGAUGGGGGCUGCAACCACAUGGUCUGUCGGAACCAGAACUGCAAAGCAGAGUUCUGCUGGGUGUGUCUGGGCCCCUGGGAGCCCCACGGAUCUGCCUGGUACAACUGCAAUCGCUACAACGAGGAUGAUGCAAAGGCAGCAAGGGAUGCACAGGAGCGAUCCAGAGCAGCCCUGCAGAGGUACCUGUUCUACUGCAACCGCUACAUGAACCACAUGCAGAGCCUGCGCUUCGAGCACAAGCUCUACGCUCAGGUGAAGCAGAAGAUGGAGGAGAUGCAGCAGCACAACAUGUCCUGGAUCGAGGUGCAGUUCCUGAAGAAAGCAGUCGACGUCCUCUGCCAGUGUCGUGCCACACUCAUGUACACUUACGUCUUUGCCUUCUACCUCAAAAAGAAUAAUCAGUCCAUUAUCUUUGAGAAUAACCAAGCAGACUUAGAGAAUGCUACAGAGGUGCUCUCUGGGUACCUCGAGCGGGAUAUAUCCCAAGAUUCGCUGCAAGACAUAAAGCAGAAAGUCCAGGAUAAGUACAGAUACUGCGAGAGCCGGCGGAGGGUUUUGUUGCAGCAUGUGCACGAAGGCUACGAGAAGGACCUGUGGGAGUACAUCGAGGACUGAACCUGGCAAACGAACUCUUGAGAACCCUUUUCCCAGCUGGAUUCAAAUCAAACCACAACCCGAGGCGCUACGCCCUGCCACACCCCGCUGGUCUGUAGCGCCCCGGGGAGGCUGUUUUGUUAAAGAGGAAAUUGAAGUAAAUUAUAUUGUAAUAAAAGAGAAAAAGACAAAAAAACAACAGCACCAACAACAGACCCAACAAACCCCAACCAGCCACCCACCCACCCACCCAGGUAGAUAAAGCAUCGUGCAGCAGUAUUCUAGGCGGCCAACCAGAGUGUGACAGAGGCACUAAAACAAAGCCCCUCCGACUGUAACUUGUAACGUAGCUUCCUUCUCCAAGCCCACUCCUUUUGCUUUCCUUUUCUGUUUUCUUCUUCUUCUUCUUUUCCUGUUGUGUAGUACGGAUGGAAUUUAAACCAGUUCCUUGACACUGCUUUUCAUGUCCAACCCUUUUGAUGUACUUUGGUAAGGGGGUUGGGAGGGGGCAAGGGCGGGGGAGGGAGACACGGCUCUCCUGCCCAUCCCUUCCUACUCCGUUCUCCUUCUCUCUACAGGGCUGAAGGUCGAUUAGGCUCCUUGAUUAUUCUUUUGUUUUAAGGUGUGUGUGUUUGGAGGGGGGGGGGGGGGGGGGGGGUGCGGUACAGAGCAAAUCAAACCAAACCCCACAACGACGACAACAACAACAACAACAACAAACCACUAAAAAAAAAACCCAACCAACCCCCAAAAUCACACACACACCAAAAAAAAAACCCCAAACACCCCCCCUCAAGCUUUGUAUAUGACUUUUAAAAGGAAGGAAACAAAAGAGCCGUGUGUCCCCCCCCCCCCCCCGGCAGUACUUGUCCGAGUUGUAUAUAGCGCAUCUGCAUGGACAAAAGCAAAAGCAGCAAGCGUGGCACGUGUUUGCAUAAUGUUUCAUUACCCAGGAGGAAAAAAAAAUAUUUAUUCUUUAAAAACCUUCCCGACCAUGUCUAUUUGCUGUGCCGUUUCUUUCAGUUUGGUGCUUUUUUUUUUUUGGGUUUGGUUUGGUUUGGUUUCGUUUCGUUUGAUUUUUCUUCCAUCUGUUUUUGCUUUGGUUUUGUUCUCUCCCUCCUGGCGGGAUGGGGUGGGGUGGGGGGUAGGGGGAAGCGUGUGCUGGUGUAGUGAAUAUAUUCUUUGGGGGUUCUUUUGGUUUUGUUUUUUUUUUAAGGAGAGAAUUUGGGUUUUUUUUCCCUUUUCCUGCCGUUCCUUUUCCUCGGCGGCCUCCAGGGUUUGGGGUGCGGUAGCCUAUUUGCCCCCCCCCCCCCCCCCCGGCCCGGCGGCGCCGCUCCUGCCCUGCCCCGCUGCACGCUGCCCUUUCAGGAUGCUUUGCCUUUUUCGUUCCGUUCCGUUUGUUUGGUUGGGUUUUGGCCCCGGAUCAUCGCUGCCUGGCCCGAACGCGACCCUGCUCUUCCCAGCCCUGCACACAGCAGCCGCUCCCGGCCCGCAGGAGGAGCUGCCCUGUGUGUGCCUGUGGCCCUUGGAGCUCUCCUCCAUCCCAAGGCAGGAAAAGGAGAGGGUUCCUGCGCCGCUGCUCAAAGACCGGUGGCGAGAUUUCGGCUGUGGAUCUCCUCUCCCUCCUCCUCCCCCCCCUGCCCUCUCAUCUGUCAGACGGACCCUUCCUUGCUGUUUCAGUUUCACUUACAUUAUAACGAGUGGUUAACAUUGCAAAGGAAAAGAUGAUGAAUUGUCUGUGUGUUGUGUUCGGGGCUCAAGGACCGGGCGCUGGCCCGGCAGGCGCUUAACACUCCACCUGGGGCAGCAGCAGUCGGCGUCAGUUCCGAGGGGACAAGAACUAACGAGCUAGCUACUGAGUCCACUUUUAUGAUUUCUGUAACAAGAGCUAUGUUAAAGUAAACAAUUGGUGGUGGUUUUAUUAAAUUUACUCCUGUA